This is a messenger RNA of Saccharomycopsis crataegensis, 285 nucleotides long. It is a transcript of the gene TIM10, whose product is annotated as protein transporter TIM10. Gene Ontology annotation, cellular component: mitochondrial inner membrane. The transcript has a single exon. Gene Ontology annotation, biological process: protein insertion into mitochondrial inner membrane. The record is from RefSeq and is a predicted model, not a curated record. The coding region runs from base 1 to 285 and encodes 94 amino acids. NCBI's taxonomy places the organism in Eukaryota, Fungi, Ascomycota, Saccharomycetes, Ascoideales, Saccharomycopsidaceae.
AUGUCAUUCUUAGGUCUCGGAGGCGGUGCCCCAAAAUUGUCAUCUGAACAAAAAGUCCAAGCUGCUGAAGCUGAAUUGGAUAUGGUUACCGACAUGUUCAACAGAUUAGUUGACACUUGUUACACCAAAUGUAUUGAAAAAUCCAAGGGUUACAGUGAAGGUGACGUUAACAAGAACGAAGGGUUGUGUAUUGACAGAUGUGUUGCUAAAUAUUUCGAUACCAAUGUCAAGGUUGGUGAACACAUGCAAAAGAUUGGCAGCUCCCAAUUCCCAGGUAGACGUUAA